Messenger RNA from Guillardia theta CCMP2712, 441 nucleotides. RefSeq lists its product as hypothetical. Bases 1 to 441 code for a protein of 146 amino acids. The transcript has 6 exons. The record is from RefSeq and is a predicted model, not a curated record. Gene Ontology annotation, molecular function: glutathione peroxidase activity; glutathione transferase activity. Lineage: Eukaryota; Cryptophyceae; Pyrenomonadales; Geminigeraceae. Gene Ontology annotation, cellular component: endoplasmic reticulum; membrane; nuclear envelope.
AUGAUCAUCUCGUUGGAAGCUGAUGGACUUGGCAGAUACGUCGUUGCCGUCGUUGGCGGCAGCUUCUUGCUCAACAUGUACCUCACCAUCAAUGUGGUGACUGCUCGCAAGAAGUUCAAGGUCGAGUACCCUCUCCUCUAUGCUCCUGCAGGCCAUAAGCACGAGGAAGCGUUCAACUGCGUCCAGCGUGCUCAUCAGAACACCCUCGAGUCCUUCCCCAUGGUCAUGAUGCAGAUGCUUCUGUGCGGAUUGAAGUAUCCCUUGACUUCUGCUGUCUGCGGAGGAAUCUGGGUGGUUGGUCGCUUCCUGUACGGCUACGGUUACGCCAACAACGGGCCUAAGGGGAGGAUGGUGGGAGGCAUCUUCUCCCACUUGGGUGACUUCCCUCUCGCCAUCAUGACCUUCAAGGUGGCCUACGAGAUGAUCGCUGCUGGCAAGUGA